Molecule: messenger RNA, 963 nt
Organism: Sorghum bicolor (sorghum)
Lineage: Eukaryota; Viridiplantae; Streptophyta; Magnoliopsida; Poales; Poaceae
Product: ADP-ribosylation factor
Exons: 5
Coding region: 255-824 (189 amino acids)
Biological process (GO): intracellular protein transport; vesicle-mediated transport
Cellular component (GO): cytoplasm
Molecular function (GO): GTP binding; GTPase activity
Source: RefSeq, a predicted model, not a curated record
AUACAAAAACAAGAGGCGUCAUGGGUUCCAUGACAACCACCGUCCUCAUCACUCACGGUGCUCCACGUCCAUCCUGACUCCUGAUUAGCAAUAGCAAUAAUAAAGAUUGAGCGGAGCAUCCUGAAGAAGAACCGCGCGCGACCGGCGCAGCGCCGUGGAUUUCUUUCGCUCACAAAAAGAACUGCCGAACUGGGAGGAAAAAGGGGGCAUUCUUUCGGUGCGUGCGAGGCAAAAAUAGCGCUGGCGAAAGCAGCAUGGGCCAGUCUCUGAUGAAGUUCUUCUUCGACAGCUCCUGCCAGAAAGAAGUGAAGGUUGUGAUGCUUGGGCUGGACGCCGCCGGCAAAACGACGAUCCUGCACCGGCUACACGUCGGCGAAGUUCUGUCGACGGUGCCGACAAUCGGUUUCAACGUGGAGAAAGUUGAGUACAAGAAUGUGGCCUUCACGGUGUGGGACGUUGGAGGGCAGGACAAGCUGCGGCCGUUAUGGAGGCAAUACUUGAGCAACUCGGACGCCUUGAUAUACGUUGUUGAUUCGACGGACAGGGACCGGAUUGGGGUUGCCAGGGAGGAGUUCCAGGCCAUCGUCAAGGACCCGCUCAUGCUCAGCAGCGUUCUUCUAGUGCUCGCCAACAAGCAGGAUAUGAAAGGCGCGAUGAGCCCUUCCGAAGUGGGGCAGCGCCUGGGCCUGUACGACCUCAAGAACAGGGCGUCGCGUGCCGUGGGGGCCUGCGCGCUCACCGGCGAGGGUCUGCACGAGGGGCUCGGUUGGCUGGCGGCGACCCUCAAGGACGCGCACACAUGGGGAACCUCCGUCCGCUUCUAGUGCCGGGUUUUUUUUUUUUUCUUCAGGCGUAUCACCAUUUCCUGCGUAUAGGCAGGCCAUUUGGUCGAAUUGUGAAUCUGUCGUUUGGCUCGAAAAUUUGUGCUUUUAUUAGAAAGGAAUGGGAAAAAAAACUGCAAGA